Orycteropus afer afer is the source of this 2088-nucleotide messenger RNA. The record is from RefSeq and is a predicted model, not a curated record. NCBI's taxonomy places the organism in Eukaryota, Metazoa, Chordata, Mammalia, Tubulidentata, Orycteropodidae.
CCCCCGGCUCAAACCCGCCCGCCAUGAAGCCCCCCGCAGACUGUGCAGGUGACGUCCUGGAUGUGGCAUCUCCGUGCUCUGUAGUGAACUACCUGCGCUGGGACCUGAGUGCCCAGCAGAUCCAGGAGCUCACCAGGGAGCUCAUGGAGAAGACAAAGCACGUGUACGACCAGGUGGGCGCCCAGGCGUUUGAAGACGUGUCAUACGAGAGUACACUCAAGGCCCUGGCUGACGUAGAGGUGUCCUACACAGUUCAGAGGAAUAUCCUUGAUUUCCCCCAGCACGUCUCCCCAUCCAAAGACAUCCGAACUGCCAGCACGGAGGCAGACAAGAAGCUGUCAGAGUUUGACGUGGAGAUGAGCAUGCGGCAAGACGUGUACCAGAGGAUUGUCUGGCUGCAGGAAAAAGUUGAGAAGGACACGCUGAGGCCUGAGGCAGCUCGGUACCUGGAGCGGCUGAUCAAGCUCGGGCGGAGGAACGGGCUGCACCUGCCCGAGGAAACCCAGGAAAAAAUCAAGAGCAUCAAGAAGCAGUUGAGCCUACUGUGCAUCGACUUCAACAAGAACCUCAACGAGGACACCACCUUCCUGCCCUUCACACGGGAGGAGCUCGGAGGGCUCCCUGAGGACUUUCUCAACUCCCUGGAAAAGACUGAGGACAACAAGUUGAAGGUCACCCUCAAGUACCCCCACUACUUUCCCCUUCUAAAGAAAUGCUAUGUGCCCGAGACCAGGAGGAAGGUGGAGGAGGCCUUCAACUGCCGGUGCAAGGAGGAGAACUGCACCAUCCUCAAGGAGCUGGUGGCACUGCGGGCCCAAAAGUCUAGCCUGCUGGGGUUCAGCACACACGCCGACUACGUCCUGGAGAUGAACAUGGCCAAGACCAGCCAGGUGGUGGCCACCUUUCUAGACGAGCUGGCCCAGAAGCUGAAGCCACUGGGGGAGCAGGAGCGCGCUGUGAUCCUGGAACUGAAGAAGGCCGAGUGUGAGCGGCGGGGGCUGCCGUUUGACACGUGUAUCCAUGCCUGGGACAUGCGCUACUACAUGAACCAGGUGGAGGAGACACGCUACAGCGUGGACCAGAACCUGCUGAGGGAGUACUUCCCCAUGCAGACCGUCACCCAGGGGCUGCUGGCCGUCUACCAGGAGCUGCUGGGGCUCACCUUCCACUGCGAGGAAGGCGCCGCUGUGUGGCACGAGGACGUGGCGCUGUACGCCGUGCGGGACUCUGCCUCCGGGCAGCUGAUCGGCAAGUUCUACCUGGACCUGUACCCACGGGAGGGGAAAUACGGACAUGCGGCCUGCUUCGGCCUGCAGCCGGGGUGCCUGAGGCCGGAUGGGACCCGCCAGAUCUCCAUUGCAGCCAUGGUGGCCAACUUCACCAAGCCCACGCCAGACGCCCCCUCCCUGCUGCAGCACGACGAGGUGGAGACCUACUUCCACGAGUUUGGCCACGUCAUGCACCAGCUCUGCUCCCAGGCGGAGUUUGCCAUGUUCAGCGGCACACAUGUGGAGCGGGACUUCGUGGAGGCGCCCUCGCAGAUGCUGGAGAACUGGGUGUGGGAGCGCGAGCCCCUGCUGCGCAUGUCCCAGCACUACCGCACGGGUGACGCCUUGCCCCCAGACCUGCUUGACAGGCUCAUCGCCUCCCGCCAGGCCAACACUGGUCUCUUCAAUCUGCGCCAAAUCGUCCUGGCCAAGGUGGACCAGGCGCUGCACACGCAGACGGGUGUCGACCCGGCUGAGGAGUACGGCCGGCUCUGCCAGGAGAUCCUGGGGGUGCCAGCCACACCAGGCACCAACAUGCCGGCCACCUUUGGCCACCUGGCAGGAGGCUAUGAUGCCCAGUACUACGGCUACCUGUGGAGUGAGGUCUACUCCAUGGACAUGUUCCACACUCGCUUCAAGCAGGAAGGCGUCCUCAAUGGCAAGGUGGGCAUGGACUACCGGAGCUGCGUACUGAGACCCGGUGGCUCCCAGGACGCCAGCGCCAUGUUGAAGCUCUUCCUGGGCCGCGAGCCUAGGCAGGAUGCCUUCCUCCUGAGCAAAGGGCUGCCCGUGGAGGGCAGUGAGCCGCCGGCCUGCUGAG